Molecule: messenger RNA, 2541 nt
Organism: Pseudoliparis swirei
Lineage: Eukaryota; Metazoa; Chordata; Actinopteri; Perciformes; Liparidae
Gene: iqub
Product: IQ motif and ubiquitin domain containing
Exons: 14
Coding region: 186-2384 (732 amino acids)
Biological process (GO): cilium assembly
Cellular component (GO): motile cilium; acrosomal vesicle
Molecular function (GO): protein binding
Source: RefSeq, a predicted model, not a curated record
UGCUAAUCACAAACAAAUACAUAAGAAGGACAAUAUAGCUAAACAGAACUGGGAUUUUAUAAGAAGUUUAAACGAGUGACCUGCUGGUUUCACUCUGACUACGCGUUCCGCAGGAUUUACAGCUUGUUUGUGGACUUUAGUCAGAAAGCUAACGAGCUAACCAACUAACGAGCUAACCUGACGUUAUGUCAGAGCAACGAGGAAACGAAGAGCAGGAGAGGAAAGAAGACGAGGAGACACACACAGGGGAGUCCACUUUGACCACAGAUGUGCCGGAGGCCGCAGAAGAAGCUGAAGCCCAGGUCGAUCCGCAGGAUGAAGCCGAGCCGCUAAGAGAGACUCAGAAAACUGGAGAUGCUGGAAACUCUACGGCUACAGACGUGCUGGAGACGGUGGAUGAAGCUGAAACUCAGGCCGAUCUGCUCGAUGACGACGAGCGGCUCCGAGAGCCUCAGAGAAGAGAAAAUGUUGGAAACUGUACGGCGACGGUAAAGGUGGUGCUGGUGCCAGGGGGUCAUGUGAUGACGGUGGCCUUCGCCAUCGGCCUCAGCAUCCAGGAGCUGAUCCGCCACCUCGCCGCCGAGGUCAGGGUUCCUGCCGAGGUGCUGCAGAUCUCUCUGGAUGGCAGGGUGGUGGAGGAGCAGUGGAGUCUGAUGGAGCUCGGCGUGCGGCCUCAAGGCUCCACCCGAAUGGAGAUGAGCUCCACUGACCCGGCCACCCACCCGCUCCGCCCGCUCCGUCCCCCGGAGCAGGACAACAUGCCGGACGUCAUCACCGUCCGAGUCCAGACAGAUGAGGGCGUGUUCCAGGAGGUGGUGGUGGAGAUUGAGCGCCCCCCCCAGCAGAAGGCCUUCCUGGGCGGCUACAGACACCAGCUGACGGGGGCGGAGUACCACCACGCCGCCGUCCAGACCCGGUCCAAGAGGAGACCCGACAGAGGAGCGGUGGUCUUCAGCCGCGACACACAGACAGCAGACCUGAAGUCUCAGGUCCAGCAGUGUCCGGUCCACGUCUCCACCCAGAUGGCCGCCGUCGGCUGCCACGUCUCCUGUGGGAGCGACAGGCUGGUCGCUGCAUGCGGCGGCUACGUCACCGCCGACGAGCACCGUGACACGAGGCUGAGAGCGGUGAUCUGUCUGCAGUCGUUCGCUCGGCGCUGGCUGGCCCGGCAGGAAGUGGACAGCAUGCGGACGGACCGGGACCGGCGGCUGGCCUGGCUGGAGAUGCAGGAGAGGAGCAGGACGGAGGAGAAGAAGGAGCAGCUGAGAGACCGCCGCCGCCGCUGGAUGAACCCGCAGAGGAGGGAGGACUUCAACCUGCUGUACCACGCUCUAGAGAAGUGGAGGUGUGAGGAGGAGCAGCGGAUCAACUCGUCCCUGCGGGGAGCUGAGAGGAAGGCCGCUCUCUGCUCGCUGCUGCAGCAGGAGACGCAGCUCAUCGACCACAUCGGACGGCAUCGCAUCGCCGCCCGGAGCGACAACUACGAGCAAAGUGUCAUGAGCUUCCUGGACAAGUCUGCGUCUCCUCACCAGUGGCGAGCGGCGGACGGUCGGCUGAUCGAGAUGGACAAUGAACGCACCGUCAGAGCCAGAGAGCUGAGAGAUCUGUACAUCGAGCUCAGCCGCUCCGCUCGCAGCCGGGAGGAGAGACUCCACGCCCUCCUGUCAGUCAAACACACCGUCAAGGAGCACACAUGUGAGCUGACCCACGACGUCGUAGAUUUGAUUGACAGGGAGGUGGACCUGAUGACUCGGGGGGUGAAGGCAGCCAGUCUGGUGGGGCUAAGGAAGAGGAUCUCCACUCUGUUCCUCCAGUACAUCAAGACGCCAGCGUUUAACCCUGAGGUGGCCAAGCUGCUGAAGGUUCCCCGGAAUCAGCGGAAGAGCGACACGUUCCGAUGCCGCGGCUGUCAUCGCAACCUGCCCUCCUCCGACUUCAGCCCGUCCGGCAACACCCGUCCGAGCGGUCGGUGCCGCGACUGCACCGGCCUCGACAAUAUCGCGAGGUCCCGGGACGACUUAUCCCGCUACGAGAGCAUCCUGAAGAGGCUGAGAGCCGACGAGCGGCGGCUCAACGCGGAGGCCAAGAUUCCCUUCCUGUUGCAGGUGGAGGACUUGCGGUACCUGCUUGAGGUGAUCUGGGAGUCCCGCUCGGACCUCCAAGACCUCUUCAACCUGGUGUUCCUCCGCUGGGAGCGUCGGACGGACUGGAGCCCCUGGAACUGUAUCCUGCUGUCCAAGGAAGAGACUUCAGCUCACCUGGAGGUGGAAGACAUCCACAAAGAGUACGACGCCACCUUCAUCCGCAGGAUCGGACAAAAACACACACUGGCUCGGUGCCACUUCCGCCAGAUCCCCGUCAUGGCCGAGUUCCUGGACCCUUAGCCCUCCAUGGCUACUCCUGGUUUUGACUGAAUUUAUGUUCAGGUGCUUUUAUUUUGAAAGUAGGAUGUAGUGAAACUGAGAGAACGAUCCUUUUGUUUUCGAGCUGUAUUGAGAUUUAAACAAAUACAAACAUAGAAAUAGUUGUUUUCCAACCCAA